CUCCCACCCCACCUGCCCAAAAAUUCUAUAAAUCCCCCUCACCCCUUCCCCAUUUGCUUCACUCAACUGCCUCACAUUAUUCUUUCUCCUCUUGUUUCUCACACUCUAAUCUUCAUGAAAAUGGCUUUUGCUGGGGUUUUCUUGGUGGGUUUUCUUGCAAUGGUCUCAGCUGUUCAUGGAGAUGGUGGUGGUUGGAUUAAUGCGCAUGCGACCUUCUAUGGUGGGAGUGAUGCUUCAGGAACAAUGGGUGGAGCUUGUGGUUAUGGAAACCUGUAUAGCCAGGGUUAUGGGACAAACACUGCAGCUUUGAGCACAGCUUUGUUCAACAAUGGGCUGAGCUGUGGGUCUUGCUACGAGAUUAAGUGUGUGAAUGAUGGGAAAUGGUGCCUGCCUGGCUCCAUUGUGGUCACUGCCACCAAUUUCUGCCCUCCAAACAAUGCUCUCCCUAACAAUGCAGGAGGCUGGUGCAACCCUCCUCUGCAUCACUUUGACCUCUCUCAGCCUGUCUUCCAACACAUUGCUCAAUACAGAGCUGGAAUUGUGCCUGUUGCAUACAAAAGAGUACCAUGCACGAGAAGGGGAGGGAUCAGGUUCACAAUCAAUGGCCACUCCUACUUCAACCUAAUCCUCAUCACCAACGUUGGCGGUGCAGGCGACGUGCAUGCCGUGGCCAUCAAAGGCUCAAGGACUGGUUGGCAGCCUAUGUCCAGGAACUGGGGCCAGAACUGGCAAAGCAACAACUAUCUCAACGGCCAAAGCCUCUCAUUUAAGGUCACAACAAGCGACGGCCGUACUGUGGUCUCCUACAAUGUUGCCCCAGCUGGCUGGUCCUUCGGGCAGACCUUCGCUGGCGCCCAAUUCCGCUAGACCCACCCCCCCUCUUUUUCUUCCUUCAUUAAAUACUAGCAUAUACCAAGUAUUAACUAGCUUGACUUUUAGUACACCUAGCUAGGGAUUAUACUAUAUUUAUGAAGAGGCCAUGUCUUGGGCUUCUUGGGUCAGAAGUGAGAAAGGGCUUAUUUUAAAAUAGCCCUUUUUUCACUUUGGGUUUUAAUUAGCUUUACUAUGGAGGGGGGUAUGUCCCAUUUAAGGGGACCCUGUCUUUGUUUUUUUUUUUUUGGUAUUUUAAGGGUCAUUUUUCCUUCUGCUUGUAAAGCAGGAGAUGGCAGAGGUGGUCUUUUACCACCCGCCAACUAGUAAUAGGUACUCUUUUUUCAUUUUUAGCCACCUUGGGUUGAUGGUGAGAAUGUAGAAGCAUUGUUUUGGCUUUGUAAGGUCAUUUUGAUCAGCUUUGGCUGAAUUAUGGUCCUUGGGCUUUUUUUAUAUAUAUAUGUAUGAGAGAGUAAUUUGUAAAGUAGCAAUUUCCAUCUAGUAUUGGAAAGUAAAACUCUUGAUUUAUAAUUCUCCAUGUUCUAUCA
This is a messenger RNA of Theobroma cacao (cacao), 1418 nucleotides long. Its product is annotated as expansin-A15. Gene Ontology annotation, biological process: plant-type cell wall organization. The record is from RefSeq and is a predicted model, not a curated record. Lineage: Eukaryota; Viridiplantae; Streptophyta; Magnoliopsida; Malvales; Malvaceae. Gene Ontology annotation, cellular component: extracellular region.